Molecule: messenger RNA, 2696 nt
Organism: Mercenaria mercenaria
Lineage: Eukaryota; Metazoa; Mollusca; Bivalvia; Venerida; Veneridae
Exons: 8
Coding region: 200-2074 (624 amino acids)
Source: RefSeq, a predicted model, not a curated record
AUAUAAACAUUGAAUUUGAAAGCUUUUUACUUGUACACUCUCUACUAUUGUUAAUCUGUUCAAUUAUCUGUGUGCGCGUUAAAAUUUAAGCUUGUAUAAUAUAAAUCAUUUUAGAGUGAAAAAAAUAAAGUUUAAUUUUAACUGAAUGGUUUUAUGCCACUGAUUUCUUUUUUGGCACAUUUGGUAAAAUAUUUCAACGAUGGAGCUAGAGGAAAAGACUUCACAGCCGCAAAGAAGUAUAUUCAGAAUAGUACGAAGACGAAAGACUAGGUUGGUUUACUUGGGUUUACUUCUUCUUGUGUUGGCAAUGGUUGUUCUGCUGUGUUAUCUUACAUACAUGGUUCAGAAACUGAGUGCUUCUAGUUCGUCAUCGACCAGAGAUGAGGUUUCCCCAUCCGCUGAACAGCUAGUAAGCGACAGUGGCGAUCCUGAUGAACUUCCGGAACAAAUGUCAGAAUCACAAAAGUUUUUCCUAAGUAUUGGAAUAAGACAGGAACGUCCAGUACAAGGUUGCUCUGAAACCCAACUUAAACUUUCUUUCCCGAACAUCGAUUAUGCUUUCCUUGGUUAUGAUAUGUACAGAGGUUAUCCUCUUGCAGACUCCCAUGACCCUGGAUUCACCAACCCCAUUUUCAGGGCCGAUUACUCUGAAAAGCAUCAGUCGGCAGACUGUAGAUACAGCAUUCCCAACGGUUUCGUUGCAAUUUCUGAUGUAUCAUGCGUGGCGUCUUUUUCAUCAACGGUGAUAGAAACAAAAGAAGAACUUGUAAAAACUUUGUCAACGAUGGCUGAAUUCAGUCUUGGUUCUGCAAAGGCGGAAUUUUCAACAAGUUUUGGAUAUAAGAAAACGACAAGUUCAUUAGCACAAGGAAACUCCGUGUUUAUAGUAUCAUCCGCUCAUUGUGACUAUUACUUUGUGAAGAUUCGUAAAGAAACACCACCAACUUUUGAUGAUGGUUUUCUGAUAUGGCUAAGCAAAUUGGACAUUACCGACACAAAUACAACUUAUCUUGAAUUUUUGGAUAGGUACGGUACCCACUUCAUAACUGAGGCAACAUUUGGUGCUAGAUUUUCAAAUGAAUAUAAAAUGAAAUCCGACUACUAUCAAUCAGUAAAAGACACAAAGUACAGUGCAAGUGUGCGAGCCAGUUACUCUGGCAAGAAAAGUAUCGGUGCUGGGUUUAACUUGGAGACGGGACAGCGGGAAGCUGCCAGCGAAUUCACUGAAAAUGUAGAAACUCGUACGAUCACAGUGGGAGCGGCUCCGCCGUCAAACGGAGAUGCGCUGACUUGGGCAUCUGAAGUGCAGCAAAACCCUGUUCCCUCAAGGUACACUCUCGAGCCGAUUGAAAACCUGUUUGUCAAAGAGUUUGUUGGUCCACUUGGAAUUGAUUAUGAAAUGAUACGCUUUAACUUGAUGAAGUACAAGGAUGACUACAAGCGGUAUCGGGAACAACAAAGUCCCGACUUUACUCUUGGAAACAAUCAAAACAACGAAAUAGUUCUGUGGGAGGUGAAACAGACGCUGCAUAUCAAGGGUGGCGGCAUUCAAGGAACAUGGGGUGUAGCAGAAUUCUGUCCGCAAGGAUCCUUUGCAAUCGGAUAUAAUCUUAAGAUUGAACCCGACCAAGGAAAAGGUGAUGAUACGGGCUUGAAUGCUAUUAAACUUAUCUGUGCAGAUCAAUAUGGCUUCAUUCGUGGCAAUGAAAUUACAUCGACACAGGCAAUUUGGGGAAGUUACAGAAAAGAAAAUAAACUUUGUCCAAAAAGUGGAAAAACCGUCUACUUCCUUACACGAUAUUCUCUGCAAAUGCAUGACUGGGAUCACAUAGCAGCAUCUUUUGUAACAUUCAAGUGCCAAGAUUUAAAUAAAACUAAAGAAGAGCUACAGCUGGAGAUAUUUCCAGGACAUGGUGAACCUUGGGGCAGAUACUGGGGCACGAGCGAUUCGUGCCCUAUUGGGACAGCUAUAUGCGGUCUCAAAACAAAGGUUGAGAAGCAGCAAGAUAAAGGCCACGACUCUGCAUUGAAUGAUGUGAAGUUCUUUUGCUGCGGUCGUGACGUCAUCAAUUAAGAAAAAGGACCUUAACUCAAAAAAUUAUAUUGUUCUUGAAAUAGGGAGGUUUUUGCGUGAUGACGAACAUUUUUCUAGAAAUAGCAAUCUUUUUUGCCGAAAAAUAAUUGAAUUUUGAGAAAUUCAAAGAAUAAAACUAUUGAAAGGAUCCUAUACGUAUUACCAGACUUGAUGAAUAAUUCAAAUACAAACUGUAACAUCUCACAUACUAUAACAUUUACAGAAACAAGGAGGAGUAUCCAACAGGAAAAGCCACGUUUUAAAAACGCAGCGUCCCCAAACGCACACACGACCAACACACGCACACCACACACACACACAAAGCAAACAUAAACAUAUAAAGAAACACAGUGGGGCACCGCCUUGGAACGGUCAGUGGCAAAACCACCACUGGGGAGCUUCAACCGGUUUAUGGUGCACCUAACCUCACUCUUAAAGAAGAAGUCAAGGAACAGAAAUAGAAGUCAAGGAACAAUUUCAUUCUUUUUUUGUCUUGGUUUUUAGAUUAUUCCAUAUUCAGAAUAGAGAAUUGACAUUAUACAUGUAUUGAAAGCAUAUGUAAAGACAUUUAUAUAUUUUUUAAAUAUAAGUGAUUUUUUAGUCAAUUUGGAAAUACAGCCAA